Messenger RNA from Botrytis fragariae, 1278 nucleotides. Its product is annotated as putative salicylate hydroxylase protein. Gene Ontology annotation, molecular function: monooxygenase activity; FAD binding. The transcript has 6 exons. NCBI's taxonomy places the organism in Eukaryota, Fungi, Ascomycota, Leotiomycetes, Helotiales, Sclerotiniaceae. Bases 1 to 1278 code for a protein of 425 amino acids. The record is from RefSeq and is a predicted model, not a curated record.
AUGCCUGCUCAAUCCGGAUUCAGGUCGUUAGAUAUUGGUGUCGUGGGGGGUGGAAUUGGAGGUUUGAGUACUGCUAUUGCUUUGCGUCGUGCUGGACAUCGAGUCACGAUAUACGAACGGGCAGAUUACGCUGGAGAAGUUGGUGCUUCGGUAUCUUGCGCUGCUAAUGGCACAAAAUGGUUACAUGAAUGGGAUGUCCCGGUUGAGAAGGGAGAUCCUGUCAUCUUGAAGAAGCUAAUCCGACGCGAUUGGAAAACUGGAGAGCCUGACUCUGUGUAUGAUCUCGACGAUUAUGAAGAGAAGUGGGGACAUGUUUACAACAUGUUCCACAGGCAAUAUAUGCACGCUAUGCUUAUGGAUAGUGCUGUAGCUGAACCAGAAAAGCCGGGAGUACCAGCUAAGUUACUCGUCAAUCACAAGUGCUCUGGACUUGACGUCGAAACUGCAACUAUCACAUUUGAAAAUGGAAAUACUGCAGUACAUGACGUUGUCAUUGGAGCUGACGGUAUUGGAUCCGCGAUUCGUUCCCUCAUUGGCAUCAAAGUUGAGAGGAGAGCGGCCGAUGCCAGUUGUCUCCAUGCCAAUGUAGACACCGAAGAAGCAGUCAAGCUUGGUUUGGUUGAUUACUCGCAGAAUAGUGCACUCGAAUACUGGGGAGGUCUGAAUACUCAUUACAAGAUUGUUCUUUCGCCUUGUAAUGGCGGUAAACUACUAUCUUAUUACUGUUUCUUUCCAAGAGAAAAGGGCGAUUAUUCCAACCAGGCAUGGGGCGCAAAAGGAACAGUAGAAGAACUUCUUGCUCCUUUCCCAGAUCUGGACCCCCAGGUUUACAAACACUUGUCAAUCGGAAAGGAUGUUGCUCCCUGGAGAUUGUGGAUUCACGAACCCUAUCCUUACUGGCAAAAAGGCAAUGCUUGUGUCAUAGGCGAUGCAGCUCACCCUAUGAUGCCAGAUCAAAGUCAAGGAGCAUGUAUGGCCAUCGAAGAUGCAGCAGCUCUUGGUAUUGUUUUCAGCGAGAAACAUUUCAACGGCGAUGUACAAGAGGCCUUGAGAGUUUAUGAGCAAGUCAGAAAACCCCGUGCAACCCGGGUACAAGCCGCUGCUGCAAAGGCACGAGAGAAUAUUAAUGAACGUAUUGGUUUCUCAAGUAACACCAACUCAGCAGUAUACAAAGUUUCUGACGAGAAGGCAAAAUUGACGAUUGAAGAAAUGAAUGCAUAUGACAUGCAUGAUGAUGUCCUGAAGAAUUAUGCGCAAGUCAGAGGAGAGGUUUCUUGA